GGUUUUGCAGAUACCGUAAACCAUUUUUACCUGGUCAAAUUGCCCCAGGUUUGUCACCAGAAACAGCUCCAAAAUAGAAAGUUUCAUAAGAGCAGUUAGACCACUUCAGACAUACCAGCUAUGUCUAAGGCAGCGGUCUGCAGCAACUGCGGCGGGAGCGACAUCGACACUGACCAGGCUCGUGGUAAUGCUGUAUGCGUGUCCUGUGGAGCGGUCAUUGAAGAUAACUUCAUCGUCUCGGAGGUAGGCUUUGCAGAGAACACGCUCGGAGGAACGUCUGUGAUUGGCCAGUUUGUCUCGUCUGAAGGUGAUAAGACCCAUACACUGGGAAAUAACUUUCGACAUGGCUUUGGUAAAGAAUCUAGAACAGUUACACUGCAGCAAGGUAAGAGAAACAUCCAGCACAUGGGAGGUCAGUUGAAAUUAAACCAGCAUCGUAAUGACAUGGCAUAUAACUUCUUCAAGAUGGCCGUCCAGAAGAAGUUGACCCGAGGAAGGAAGACCAUGCACAUUGUGGCAGCAUGUCUGUACCUGGUCUGUCGACUUGAAGGCACCCCUCAUAUGUUGCUGGAUCUCAGUGAUUUACUGCAGGUUAAUGUGUAUGUCCUCGGUAAGACCUACCUCAAGUUGUGUCAAGAAUUGCACAUCAACGCUCCUGCGAUCGUUGAGCGGGAAGAGAAACUCCUUUUGUUGUCAGCAUGUGAACUGCACCAACCAACAAAAGAAAUACAAAGACAAGUGAAUUAUCUUUGUGUACCAAUUGUAUGCGAUUUUGGCUGUUUACCAGGGAAAAUCUGUUCUUCUUUUUUUGACUUCCACCUGUCGAUUUUAUGGGAAGGUUAACUUUUAUUCUACUUUUUUCUUUUGUGCUAUUGAAAAAAAGUGUGGUUCAUUUAAUAUUGAUCCAUAAUUCAAAAGCAAAGCAUAUAGAAAGACAACGCUGUAGAACUAGAUUUUAAUCUUGCUAAAUCUUAAUGUAUAUUUCCUGCACAAGGCACCAGCCUGAUCCUAAUCAAAAUGAUAUUUUUAAAUGAAUAACAAAAAAUAUGUACAUGCAAUGGGACAUCUUUAUGUAUGUCUAUUAAGACAAAUUGAUUGAACACAUUGAUGCUAAAAUGAAAUAAAUGCCUGUUAUGUUGUUGAUUUUUUUAUUAGUAUUUUUUACACGUAGUCGACUUUAUUCACAAACAACACUUGUAAAGUGUAUCAAACAGGAGUUCAGACAAAAUUACCACAAAGUAAUGAUGUAUUACAAACAUAUCAUCAUAAAAUGAGCCAAAACUAUGGAUACUUAUUUUUCAAUUAUAUAUUCAUUCAUCUCUAGGUAAUCUCUUGCUCCAGUAUUUUUCAUUUUUUUAUCAAGAUUUCCUUGAACCCUUCAGACGAAUAAUGGUCAAAAGAAGUAACACUGCUAAAGAAUUCUGCGGUUCAAUGCUCCAUCCAAAUGCUAGUUUUUGAGGGCUCUGAACUUCCAUCUGUCCUUAUCUUUGGCAUAAAAAUACAUAUUUGUAUGAAACCUUAAUAAAGAGAGCAAUUGUCCGGGGUAUAUCUUAUUUUGAAGCCACCACCAGAUGGGUUUAAGUGGUGUUAUUAACAAAUAUUUUCUUUUUAAUUUCUAUGAAAGUCCAUGGACAGUGUAUGAAUCACCAUAUUAAUCAUCAAAUUUGUUUUUUUUAUUAAUUUUAAGGAGAAAAUGCUUUUUAUGUCUCUGCUUUUGUCAGGCCGCCACAAGAUGGUUUGAGUGGCAUUUUUAACAAAUAUUUUCUUUCAUAUUUUUCAUCUGCAAUUCUGCAUGUGUAAAUCAUAGGAAUUUUUUUUGAAGGUGAAAAUGCCUUUUGAGUCUCAGAUUUGGUCAUUACUGUGAGCUGGUUUUAUUGCAUACAUGUGUCACCUAAGGUUUUAAGGGGAUAUAUUUUUUUUCUUUGUGGACGAGAAUAAUGAGAUUAUCCUUUGUAUCUAAUAUUGCACCUGACUUCAUGUGGCUUCGUUAUCAAAAAGGUUUCAAAUCCCCUCUAGGCAGUAUGGAUGUAUCAAUUUAAAAUAUAAUUUAUGAACUUUAUUCUUCUACAUUCUGUAUGAGUUUCAUGCACCGUAUGUGAAGGCAGAUGUUACAUUGUACCGACUUGAUAACUUC
This is a messenger RNA of Lytechinus pictus (painted urchin), 2134 nucleotides long. Its product is annotated as transcription factor IIIB 90 kDa subunit-like. Gene Ontology annotation, biological process: transcription preinitiation complex assembly; DNA-templated transcription initiation; transcription by RNA polymerase III. The transcript has 7 exons. The record is from RefSeq and is a predicted model, not a curated record. Lineage: Eukaryota; Metazoa; Echinodermata; Echinoidea; Temnopleuroida; Toxopneustidae. Gene Ontology annotation, molecular function: RNA polymerase III general transcription initiation factor activity; TBP-class protein binding; RNA polymerase III type 3 promoter sequence-specific DNA binding. Gene Ontology annotation, cellular component: nucleus; transcription factor TFIIIB complex; transcription preinitiation complex. Bases 121 to 843 code for a protein of 240 amino acids.